AAAACAUUGUAGACCAAGAAGCCAUGGAUAAGAGAAGUGUAGGAGAAACAGAAAAUGGGGAUGCUUUCCUUGACCAGAAGAAGCCACCCACCUCCAAAUCCCCCCAUCGUUAUACAAAAGAGGAGCUUUUGGAUAUAAAAGAACACCCCCAUUCCAGACAGAGGCCUUCAUGUCUUUCUGAAAAAUACGACAGUGAUGGUGUCUGGGACCCUGAGAAGUGGCAUGCCUCUCUCUACCCAGCCUCAGGACGGAGUUCACCAGUAGAAAGUCUGAAAAAAGAGUCAGAUACUGACUGGCCUUCCCUGGUACGCAGGAUAGUAGAUCCCCGGGAGCGCGUGAAGGAAGAUGACCUGGAUGUGGUUCUCAGCCCGCAGAGACGGAGCUUUGGUGGCGGCUGCCACGUGACAGCGGCCAUGAGCUCCCGCCGCUCCGGAAGCCCGCUGGAGAAAGAUGGCGAUGGGCUUCGCCUGCUUGGUGGACGGAGGAUCGGCAGUGGGAGGAUAAUCUCCGCCCGAACAUUUGAAAAGGAUCACCGCCUCAGCGACAAGGACCUUCGGGACCUGAGAGACCGAGACCGGGAGCGGGAGCGGGACUACAAAGACAAGCGUUUCAGGAGGGAGUUUGGGGACAGUAAACGUGUGUUUGGUGAGCGCAGAAGAAAUGACUCAUACACUGAGGAAGAACCAGAAUGGUUCUCAGCAGGACCCACGAGUCAGUCUGAAACCAUUGAGCUGACUGGCUUUGAUGACAAGAUACUAGAAGAGGAUCACAAAGGCAGAAAAAGAACGCGGAGACGGACGGCCUCUGUAAAGGAAGGCAUAGUGGAAUGCAAUGGAGGAGUAGCUGAAGAGGACGAGGUGGAAGUCAUCCUGGCCCAGGAGCCCACUACUGACCAGGAAGUACCGAGGGACGCUGUCCUGCCUGAGCAGUCCCCAGGAGAAUUUGACUUUAAUGAGUUCUUUAAUCUUGACAAGGUGCCAUGCUUGGCUUCGAUGAUUGAAGAUGUUUUGGGAGAAGGGUCCGUGUCCGCCAGUCGGUUCAGCAGGUGGUUCUCUAACCCAAGCCAGUCAGGAAGCAGGUCCAGCAGCCUUGGGUCUACACCACACGAAGAGCUGAAGAGACUAGGUCUGGAACAAGCCAUCCUCUCUCCUGGACAAAACUCGGGGAAUUAUUUUGCUCCUAUACCAUUGGAAGAUCAUGCUGAAAAUAAAGUGGACAUUUUAGAAAUGCUACAAAAAGCCAAAGUGGAUUUAAAGCCUCUUCUUUCCAGCCUUUCUGCAAAUAAGGAAAAACUUAAAGAGAGUUCCCACUCGGGGGUUGUACUGUCAGUGGAAGAGGUAGAAGCAGGGCUCAAGGGCUUGAGAGUGGACCAGCGAGUGAAGCAUGCGGCUCCCUUCAUGGCAGAGCACCUAGAGGAGACGCUGAACGCCGUCGCCAGCAGUCGACACGUCAAGAAAGAUGGAGACAUGACUGCCUUCAACAAGCUCGUGAGCACCAUGAAGGCCAGCGGGACGUUGCCUUCUCAGCCCGAAGUCGGCCGAAACCUUGAAAGUCAUUUGUUGACACCAACUGAGAUUCCAAGCCAGCCUGUCCCUAAGAACAUCCUGCAGGAACUUUUGGGUCAACCAGUUCAGAGACCUGCUUCUUCCAGUCUUCUGAGUGGCCUCAUGGGGAGCUUGGAGCCUACUGCAUCCUUACUGGGCCAGAGAGCACCCUCUCCUCCCAUGUCACAGGUGUUUCAAACUCGAGCGUCCUCCGCAGACUACCUUCGUCCAAGGAUACCGUCACCCCUCGGUUUCGCACCAGGACCCCCGCAGCUGCUUGGAGAUCCAUUCCAAGGCACGCGCAAGCCCAUGAGCCCCAUCACAGCCCAGAUGAGCCAGCUAGAGUUGCAGCAGGCAGCUUUGGAGGGCCUGGCCCUGCCACAUGACCUAGCAGGACCGGCAACAAACUUCUACCAGCCUGGUUUUGCCAAACCACAAAUCGACAGAACCAGAGAUGGAUUCAGAAACAGGCAGCAGAGAGUGUCGAAAUCACCAGUGCCGGUGCACCGGGGAAGUUCCUCGUCCCCUGCUCCUGCUGCUUCCAUCACAAGCAUGCUCUCUCCCUCCUUCACCCCUACCUCAGUGAUCCGGAAGAUGUACGAGAGCAGGGAGAGAAGCAAGGAGGAGCCCGCGCUGGGGAAGAUGGUUCCCAGUGACAGUAAGGACGACGCUCGGAAGGCCGGCGACACGCUCACUCAGCCCGAGAACCUGCUGUCCUCUAACUGCAUAUCCAAUACUGAUCGAGACUCUUCACCUACAACGAAUCCCAAAGUUUCAGCAUCACAGCGGUCUUCAUGCGCCACACCCCUGUCACAGACCAGCCGCUACACCAAAGAACAAGACUAUCGACCGAAAACAGCUGGGAGGAAAACACCCACCUUGGCAUCUCCAGUGCCAGGGACACCUUUUCUGCGCCCUGCUCAUCAAGUUCCCAUCGUUCCCCAUGUUCCUAUUGUCAGGCCCACUCACCAGCUUCACCCAGGGUUGGUCCAGAGGAUGCUAGCCCAGGGAGUACAUCCACAGCAUCUUCCAAGUCUGCUCCAAGCUGGUGUGCUUCCUCCAGGGAUGGACUUGACUCACUUACAGGGCGUACCUGGGCCAAUCCUAGGUCAGCCCUUUUUCCCUUUACCUGCUGCUAACCAUCCCCUCCUCAGCCCGCGUCCUGGGACACCUCUGCAUCUGGCAAUGAUGCAGCAGCAACUGCAGCGCUCAGUUUUGCAUCCUCCUGGUUCUGGUUCCCAGGCUGCGGCAAUCAGCCCGCAGACCCCUCAGCACAUGCCCAGCCGGGCAGGCCUGCCCCACGUGCACUCCCAGAUGGAGCAUCGUCCCAGCCAGAGGAGCAGCUCCCCCGUGGGUCUUGCCAAAUGGUUUGGCUCAGAUGUACUCCAGCAGCCCCUGCCCUCCAUGCCUACCAAAGUCAUCAGCGUCGAUGAACUGGAGUAUCGACAAUGAACAGGGCAGGCAGGACCCAUGAGGGUGGGACUCAGGACUCUGCUUCUCAUCUGUUUGUGGGCUUUUACAUGGAGCCGUUUAGAGGACUCGCAUACCUAGCGAAAUAUGCAUUAUGACCGAAGGACGUAAGCCAGUUGAGUGAAGCCUACAUGAUCUGAAUAUGGAUACAGUGCUGUCAAUCCGGCAAACAGUCUUUCUUUUGUAAGAUAUGUGAAUGAAGUGUUGGUGUCUUCACCAAGAGGUGGCACCUAAGGGUUCUGAGAAAAUACAAUGUACAGACCCUUAUGUACAGACCUGUGUAUAAACUUUUGUACAUACAUAGAGGAUAGCUUUUUUGAACUUAAUACAGCUGUACAUAAAAUAGCUAUUAGUUAA
Molecule: messenger RNA, 3371 nt
Organism: Jaculus jaculus (lesser Egyptian jerboa)
Lineage: Eukaryota; Metazoa; Chordata; Mammalia; Rodentia; Dipodidae
Product: eukaryotic translation initiation factor 4E transporter
Biological process (GO): negative regulation of translation
Cellular component (GO): cytoplasm; nucleus
Molecular function (GO): mRNA binding
Source: RefSeq, a predicted model, not a curated record